AUGGCUACGGUUUUAAAAAAUAAUGCGGCAUCUGAAGUGAAUGCUAAACUCUAUUUAAACGAUGAAUUGGCCGAUGUUCGUUUUGCGUUCAGCGUCAAUGGUGUGGAUCAAAAGGUUCCAGCAAAUAAAGCCAAUUUGGCCGCUCUAAGCCCGGUUUUCUUCAGCAUGUUCUACGGUACAUUGAAAGAAGGAAACGAAGUGAAAAUUGUAGAUGCCAGCGCCGAAGGAUUCAAAGAUUUCCUCCAGUUCUUCUAUCUGAGUGAAGUGACGCUAAAAAUGGAAAAUAUCGAAACUGUUGUUCGUUUGGCGGAUAAGUACGACGUUCUAGGUUAUGUCGACGCAUGUGCCAUGUUCCUCAAAAGUCAAUUGAGUGCUAACAAUUUGUGCUGGGGCUAUCAACUAGCAUUGUUUCUCAAGAAUAAAUCAUUCAUUGAAUUCUGUGAGAAGGAGAUAAUCAAAGCAUCGGAACAAAUAUUGUAA
This is a messenger RNA of Contarinia nasturtii (swede midge), 480 nucleotides long. Its product is annotated as BTB/POZ domain-containing protein 6-B-like. Lineage: Eukaryota; Metazoa; Arthropoda; Insecta; Diptera; Cecidomyiidae. The transcript has a single exon. The coding region runs from base 1 to 480 and encodes 159 amino acids. The record is from RefSeq and is a predicted model, not a curated record. Gene Ontology annotation, molecular function: protein binding.